AAAAGCUUCUUUUCAGGGUUAUUAAAAGCCUGUGUUGGUAUAAUUCUGCCAUGUGUUGGCUUAAUGGGAAUGGAAUAUAUACUAAAGAUACCACGAAAGCUGGACCAGUACUAUGAAGGUUCUUUGAGAGGUCGACCUGUGGUUUAUGAUAAGGAGGGGUGGCCUGUUCAUCCAGACACCAAAAAGAGAACUGUACGUCUUGUGAGCAAGCCAAUGGAGUUGAUAUUAAACUUGAUAAUGUUUAUAAUCUUACCGUGUAUACUGUUAUGGGAAGCAGUAAUGCAAAUGAUAAAUAAAUGUAAAACAGAAGAAAAAUUUCGAGGAAAGUACCAAAACACGAAGAAAUGUUUCAGCAGUAAAGAUAUGCAGAACGUGGAGCCAAGAUGGCGGAGGCGUAAGGGUGACAUGAGGAAAUGGAUGACACCUCAGGCCGAAGCUCUCAGUGCAGACAUUUGGGACUACGGUCUAUCUCCAACAGGCGAGAAAAAAUGCGAUUGUAGACAAGCACUCCUCAACGACAUCACCAGGAACGAGCUGAAACAGCAAAUACUCCACGAUUCCGAACAAGACGACACUGCUUAUGUCUUAACACAAAUACAGAAGAGCAAAGAGUCCUUAAAACAUUAGCUUUGUUCUUUCAAAUAAAUAUC
Molecule: messenger RNA, 650 nt
Organism: Pieris brassicae (large cabbage white)
Lineage: Eukaryota; Metazoa; Arthropoda; Insecta; Lepidoptera; Pieridae
Exons: 4
Coding region: 64-627 (187 amino acids)
Source: RefSeq, a predicted model, not a curated record